Pygocentrus nattereri (red-bellied piranha) is the source of this 5640-nucleotide messenger RNA. RefSeq names its product phosphoinositide-3-kinase, regulatory subunit 3a (gamma) (gene pik3r3a). Gene Ontology annotation, cellular component: phosphatidylinositol 3-kinase complex. Gene Ontology annotation, molecular function: 1-phosphatidylinositol-3-kinase regulator activity. The record is from RefSeq and is a predicted model, not a curated record. NCBI's taxonomy places the organism in Eukaryota, Metazoa, Chordata, Actinopteri, Characiformes, Serrasalmidae. The coding region runs from base 579 to 1586 and encodes 335 amino acids. Gene Ontology annotation, biological process: insulin receptor signaling pathway; phosphatidylinositol phosphate biosynthetic process. The transcript is spliced from 8 exons.
CUAAGUGCAGUUUUCACAUUUCUCACAUGAGCAGGAACUUCAGUUGGUCAGAAAAGAAAGGCACAAAGUAUGCAGAACCGGAGAUGGACUGAACCACUGAGGACUUCUUUAGAGGCCGGGGCUCCUGUUCAUUACUGCCCGUAAUUCAUCUCGACCACAGACGCCGGCCGUCCUCUUAUACAAGUCGGUUCAGUAACACCACCCCACAGCAGCGGGUUGGAGCAUGAACUCCUCAGACAGCUGCGACAGGCCAGUGAGGGAAGUGGCUUCAGUGUCUCAGUGCCCCCCACUGCGGGAGUUGGUUUGGUCCAGUGUGGUGUAGAAAGUCCCUGCUGAGUGUGUGCCUGACUCAGAGCUGGACUGAACUGAGCUGACAGCUAAUAAAUUCUGCUCCAGGAGCUCAGAGAAUGUGAAAUCCUACCAGAAUCGUCCACAGCGAGGGCAGUUUUAUGCAGCUGGACUGGAGGCCGGUCUGAAUCUCUCCACCCGGGUGCAGCGUUAAUGCAGGGGAGCUCUGUGUGCUGGAGAGUGAAUGAGAGUCAUUUAGGGUUUAGUGAAGGGAACACACACGGGUCAGAAUGGGAUCUGCUCCAGAGCUUUUCUUCUACAUUGAAAUGAAUGGAGCCGGCGGGGCUGGAACAGAGAACUCAGCCGCUGACCAGCCGGCAGUGAAGGAAGCGCCGCCAACCCCGACUUUGGAGGACGCUGAGUGGUACUGGGGCGACAUAUCCAGGGAGAAGGCCAGCGAGAAGCUGAGCGGUUUACCUGACGGAGCGUUUCUGGUGCGGGACGCCUCCAACAGAGUCCCAGGACAAUACACACUAACACUCAGGAAGGAUAACUGCACCAGGCUGGUUCGGAUCCUCCAUUGGGACGGGCUGUUUGGUUUCUGUGAGCCGCUGACCUUCAUCUCCGUGCCUGACCUCAUCGCCCAUCACCAGCAGCACACGCUGGCCCACUAUAACCCCACGCUGGAUGUUACGCUGACCCUCCCCAUCUCACGCUACACACAGUCACAGGAGACGUCAGACCAGUGUGAUGAUGAUGUGUACGACAGCUGUGCAGAGAUACGGCAGGAAAUGCACCAGAGGAAGAUUCUGGAGACCUCCACAGAAGAUCAGUGUGGCCUACAGGGCUCUGCAGAGGAGAAAGAACAGCAGGAGCUCAAAGAGAGACUGUGUGUGGAGGAUGAACAGCGCUGUGAGGAUGAUGGUGAUGGAGGUGAUGAAGGUGUACGGUGUCUGGAGGAGGCCAGUUGGUUUGUGGGUAAUCUGUCACGAGCUGAAGCGGAGGAGCUGCUGGAGGGAAAACCUUCUGGAGCAUUCCUCAUCAGGAGCAGCAGCAGCAAGAAGGACUGUUACGCCUGCUCUGUAGUGGUGAACGAGGAGGUCCGGCACUGCAUGAUCCUCCACACUCCCCGUGGUUUCGGCUUCGCUGAGCCGUACGACCUGCACGGCUCUCUGAAGGCGCUGGUGCAGCACUAUCACCGGACAUCACUCGCACAACACAACCGCGCUCUGGACGUCCGGCUCGCCUUCCCCGUACACACUCCGCACACGGCACACACACCGUCUGUACCCAGCUAAACCCCCCGCAGAUACAUUACUGUUCAAACGCCCACAAUCACUCAUUCCAUACAUCACCGUUUUAUAUACGACAGGAUCUAAUACAGAGUAAGCCUCUCAGAUUAGACGCCAGAUCAGAUUUUUAUCCUGUGUGCUUUUAUUCAAUCCUUCAACAAACAAAUAAUGUACUGUCUUAUAUUUAUAUAUCAGGACUCAAUCAUCAUUUGAGCGGAGCUUCAUUCUGGAUAUUCAUUUAUUAGAACUUUCUCGGUGCUCUACAGCUUUCUCUCUCAUUUUACAGUCUUCUCCAGCUCUCUCCGUCAUUCUGAACGGCAGUUCUACGUUAUUAUUUACAGCUCACUGGUUAUUCUAAACCCAUGAUGUUUCUAAUGUUAGAAUGAUUACGUACCUUUAUGUGUGAUAAAGCUGGUUUAGUGUAAUUGGACGCAGUGAAUCUGAGCGUUUGACCAGUAGUGCACUGCAGUCGUCACCACCGUCAGCCGACACAAGCUGCACAUGCUGAAGGCCAGUGUGAGGACUGUGUUCACUUUUGCACUUUUCUGAAGGGACGCUGUUCAACAGACCACCACGCCAUUCCAUGGACCACCAUACAGUUACACAGACCACACCACCACUCCACAGAUCACCACACCGUUCCACAAACCACCAUACUCUUCUUCAGACCACUGCACUGUUCUACAGACCACCACACCAUCUCACAGACUUCCACACCCUUUUAUAGACCACACUUCUCCACAGACCACCACACCAUCCCACAGAUUUCCACACCCUUUUAUAGACCACACUUCUCCACAGACCACCACCCCGUUACACAGACCAUCACACCAUCCCACAGACCACCACCCCAUUACAAAGACCACCACACCGUCCCACAGAUCACCACACCAUUCCACAAACUAACACACUUCUUCAGACCACUACACCAUUCCACAAACCACCACACCAUCUCACAGACCUCCACACCCUUUUAUAGACAGUACUUCUCCACAGAUCACCACUACCACACCUUUCCAUAGGCCCCCUUACCAUUCCUCAGACCACCUCACCAUUCCACAUUGUUCCACAGACCACCUCACCAUUCCACACUGUUCCUCAGAGCACCUCAUUAUUCUACAACGUUCAUCUGAUCACCACACUGCUCCACAGACACCACACUGUUCCACAGACCACCUCACCUUUUCACAGACCAUCACAGACUCCAACGAGACCAACUUACAAUUCUACACUGUUCCACAGACCACCAGAUCUUCCCACAGACCACAUCACCAUUCCACAACGUUCUUCUGAUCACCACUCUGAUCACCUCACAAUUCUAAACUGUUCCACAGACCACCACAUCCUUUCAUAGACCGCACUGUUCCACAGUUCACCACACCAUUUCACAUGUUCCACAGACCACCACAUAACUACACAGACCACCACAACAUUGCACAGACCACCACUCUAUCUCACAGAGCGCCACACCACUCCACAGACCACCACGCUGCGCUCUCUGAGCUUCAGGAGGGGAUCUGAGUCUGCGUCUGACGUGUUUACAGGCGCUACAGCUCUGACUGACAGAGCGCGCCGCUUUAUACUAAAGGAAAAUCAAUGAUUCUGCAGUUCCAGUCAAUCAGUUUUAGUUUCAUUCGUUUUUCUCUAAUCUUCCAUAUUUUUGAAUAAUAUUCAAAACAUCAAACAUGCAAAAAAUUAUGGAUGAGCAGAUGGAAAUUCUGAUUUUGGAUCAGUUCCACGUCCAGCACAUCCGCAGAUGCUGAAGCAUUUCUCAAAUGUAUAAAUUGGGAUUAAAUCUUUCUGAACUACGGAAAAAUAGAAACGGUGACAGACUUCCUUUUUCAAGUCAACUUGAAUUUAAGUCAAACUUCUGCACAGCGUUCUUCAUUUAUCAGCUUAGUUUCAUCAGAAGCUUCCAUAGCUCAAUAAGAAGCACAUCCAUUUACUGGCUUAGCCCAGAUUGAAACACACGGAACCGACAUCCUAGCAGCUGAAAAUCUCGAGACACAAAUUAUACCAUUAGAAAUUCAGUGGCCUUGGAAUUUCAAGGUCAACCAGGUCAUUAUCUCACAGUUAGACCUGCGUCGUUUUUUAAAGGGUACUUCACUUUUUAGAGCUGAACUGACUUCCAGUGUUUUACAGUGCAGCGUCUUCACGUUUACGCUUCUUUUUAAAGCAGUCAUGUUAUAAAAAGGUCUAAAACCACAAGUUUCCUCCGAGAAAUGUCACAAAUAAAAGCUCAUUGUUUCCGUUUGUGUUAGAAUCAGAUUUAGAGCUCUGAGAUCAGCAGAUCUGAAAAACCUUCAGAGGAGCUGCAGAACUGGUGCUUGCUCCCUUUAAAGACUGAUGUUAUUGCUCACUGAUUAUGUUCAGGGUUAAAGGCUCUCGGCUUCGGGACGAUUUUAGCUCACAUCUCAUAUUUAACUCAAGCCCAUUUAGACCACUGAGACAUACAGACGCCUUCCCAUAAUCAUGACUGAGUAUAUCAUAUUUAUGACUUACUUUCUCAUAGUAAUGAGAUGAGAUCUCAUAAUUAUGAUGCGAUGUGUCAAAAUGACUACUUAGGAUCUCAAGAUGACGUCAUAUAUUAUGAAAAUGAGAUACUAUAGAAUAAUUAUCACUUAUUAUGUGAUAGUAAGGAGAUCCUAUGACUUAGCAUCUCAUAAUUAUGACUUGGUAUCUCACAACAAGAACUUUGUUCGCUGUAAAUUAUGAGUCAGUCUCAUUUUAUAACUUGUUAUCCUGUGAUGAGAUUUAAUCUCAUGAUUAUGGUAUAGUAUUAUUAUUAUUAUGACUUAAUAUCACAGAAUUAUGACUUAUUAUGUCACUAAUAUGACUUGUAUCUCAUAAUUAUGACUUAUUGUAUCAUUAUUUUGACUAAGUAUCUCAUAUUUAUGAUUUAGCAUCUUUUAUGAUAUACUUUUCUUAUAGUGAUGUAGUGAGGCAUGACAACUUUCUUUAGUUAUAAAUAUGACAAUCUCAUUAUUAUGACUUACUAUCUCAAAAAAUGGCAUCAGUCAUAACUAUGAGACAAUAAGUCAUAAUGAUGAGACACUAAGUCAAAAUAAUGAGAUACAAAGUCAUAAUAGUUCAACAGAAAGUCAUACUUAUGCGAUAGUGAGUCAAAUGAAUGAGAUACCAAGUCAAAUAAGAUACGAAGCCAUAAUAAAGAGAUGCAAAGUCAUAAUAAUGAGAUAUUAAGUCAUAAUUAUGAGACACUAAGUUCUAAUUUUGCUGUACAGCCUUUUCUUGAGGUGGUGUAAGUGGUUUGCACGGGCCUCGUUUUCUGGGCUGCUGCUGUUUUCCAUUAUUAUGCAUGUCUUGCUGUAAAAGGUCAGAUCACCACUUCAUUUUAUCUUCGUUCAUCUCCGUUUGGACUCUUUUCUCAUGUGAAUGGUGGAACUCUGUAAAGCAGUGUUGCUGCCACUGCUUAAACCAGUCUGUUCCGCUCUGGCCGUGAGUUUUAAACUGGGUUCGGAUCAGGGCGCUCACUCCUCCCGUGAGCGGCGGGACUGUGAGGGUGAGCUCCAGCACUCAGGAUGGUUCUAUGUGUGUUUUCAAUAAGCAGUCAGAUCUCUGAUGUUAGAAGCACGUACGGCCUCGCCUCCAGCGGACGUCUAAUCAAAUCUGGCUCUGAUCGGCUUCAAAUGAACGGUGAACUAAUCAUGUUCCAAAGCUUCCAUGUUUUGCUGUAAAUACGUGACGGUGGAUCCUCUGAAUUAUGAGGACACAUGUGACAGUCAAGUGGCCGCUAUCAACAUAUCAAACCAGCCAGCUUUGUCCACUGUAUUCGGUGGAAUCCCUAUUUAAUGGGAACUCUACAGCCCUCAGUCCAGAAAGUGACCUGAUUGUCCAGGGACUGGUGGCUGGGAUUAGAUAAAGAGGUCAGACGUCCCUGUAAGGGGUCAGGUUUUGUCCACUCAACACGUAUUAACCUGCUGACCUGUGCACUGCCUGUAUACUGCGUAUCAGAGCGGCCUUUUCUACUUCUCUAUUUUUUUAAAACUCUUUCGUGAUCUUUUUAUGAGAAUCAAGAAUAAAGUCUUGGGAUAUUUUCAGA